Molecule: messenger RNA, 1108 nt
Organism: Prosopis cineraria
Lineage: Eukaryota; Viridiplantae; Streptophyta; Magnoliopsida; Fabales; Fabaceae
Exons: 1
Coding region: 126-935 (269 amino acids)
Source: RefSeq, a predicted model, not a curated record
UACAAAUACGUGUCUCAGGCAAUUGACUUAUCUCCAGGUCGUUCUUGAUAUUCUCCAUCCGAUCCUCCUUCGAACUUCGCCAUUUGAUUCUUCGUUCUGAUUCGCUCCUUCCGCCAUCCCUAUAGAUGGCGUUUUCUCUCCGCAUUGGUUGCACCGGCAGCAAUCGUAGUUUUGCCAAGUUCGGCAUCGACAAUAAUCUGUGUAGUCUCUGUGGCGGUGCGCCACGGCCCAUGUCUGUGAUGUUCGUUGGACGUCAGAGCCGUUCGAGAGGACAGGAUAGGAGGAUCACUGCGGCCGCUGCCUUGAUGACAGCUCCGGCCAUGGCGGCUACCGGUUUCCAGGAGAAUUUUUUGAGUUUGGAUAUGGAACCGCGCGGUAACAGCGAUCGGUCAGAAGGAAAAGAUGCUGCCGACGCGAGCGAUAGGUUGGAUAGGUGGAUGAGGGAUUCUGUGGUAGAGAUCGUCAAAAAUCUGAGGGAGGCGCCGUUGUUAGUGCAUGUUUUUCCAAAGGGCUAUACUGACGGCGGCGGCGAUGGUCAUAUGAUGAAGACAAGGACAACGACGGCGACGGCGACCUUGGUGACAGAGAAGAGGGCGACGGAGGAGAAUUGGCCAGAGGCGAAGGGAAAAUGGCGACAGGAAAUGGCGCCAUUGCCAGAAGGCCUUAUAUUGGUGGAAGAAUUGACCGGCGACGAUCUCACCGGGAAAGAACGAAUAAAAGGGAGAGAAAACACGACGAAGGUUUGGGGGGUAGUGGUCCAGGGCAGACGGGCAGGAUGCGGGCCGGUUUGCUAUUUGUUGAAGACGACUCGGGUCGGGUCAUGCCAGACGGGACCUUGUUGCACCCACUAUUGCUUAACAAGAGUGAAGGACUUGAUGGAAACUGUGGAAUCGCAAUUCAAGAAUCUCUGGCUGGUUCACAGCGAGAACCAGUGAUUAAUGUUAUUUUAUUUUUUAGAUAUUUGAUCAAGAAACUGUAUAAAAUAUAAAUAAGAUUCAUCUUGCAGUGCCAUGACCUUGUUCUGGCCAUUGAUCUUGCUCGGAUGUGUACAGAGUCAGUGACAUAGUGAAAUAUUUUUCAAUUAAUCUUCGCAUCCAGUUUUUCAACA